Prosopis cineraria is the source of this 2992-nucleotide messenger RNA. RefSeq names its product transcription factor MYB124-like. Gene Ontology annotation, biological process: regulation of DNA-templated transcription. Lineage: Eukaryota; Viridiplantae; Streptophyta; Magnoliopsida; Fabales; Fabaceae. Gene Ontology annotation, cellular component: nucleus. Gene Ontology annotation, molecular function: RNA polymerase II cis-regulatory region sequence-specific DNA binding; DNA-binding transcription factor activity, RNA polymerase II-specific. Bases 917 to 2338 code for a protein of 473 amino acids. The record is from RefSeq and is a predicted model, not a curated record. The transcript has 14 exons.
UUUUUCAGUCCCACCUUCGUUUGUCUCUGAAACUAUAAGCAAAAAGAUGAAAAAGAUAAAUGAAUCCCACGAGCAAUUAAUUAUUUCAAUGCGAAAACUGGGUUUUGAUUGUGAGUCUUAGCUGGUCCGAUCACGUACCUCCUUACGCCUCCUUAAAAUUCACCAAAAUUCAAACAAACCAGCUUCACCUAUCCUUCUAUCAUCUACCUAUAUAUACACACACGCACAGUUGCUAGUUGCUUUUGUUUUAUUUAUUUGUUCUGAUAUAAUCAUAAGGGUGUAGCUUUUCUAUUUUGUGGAAACUGCGAAGUGGGCAUUAGUCUUCGUCCCCAUAAUCCAUGCCCCAAUAAGAUAUACUAUAUUUCACUCUGCUGCACACAGUCAUGGAUUUCAGCGUUAUAUUCAAACUUCGUUUCAUGCCCGCGCACUAACCUAACAAUUAGUUGCUUUCAAUUAUUAUUAUUAUUAUUAUUAUUACUUUUGGUUCGUCUCUUUGCCUGUUUCUCUUUCCAAUACUUGAGAGUGUGACCGUUUUAAAAAAGUUACAGUGAGAGAAGUAGAGAGAAGAAAGAGAAAGCAAAUUAAUAAGAUGAGCCAGAGAUGAGGAACAAACAGUUUUGCUAGGAUUCUCUAAAAAGUGUGGUCUUCGUUCAAUCUAUCUCUACAGUUGAUUUGUGUAGGCUUGCUCUUGCGAACGAGCCAUUGAGUCUAACCCAGAUAGCAGAAUCUCAGACAGCAUUCAUAGCCGAGAGGACAGUGAUUGAGAUCAAAGAAGAGAGGUCUGAAAAGUUAGGAUCCGAGGCCAAUCCUUUGGAAGGGAAGAGGUGGCUUGGCUUUAGCAUGCAAGUUGGCUCCUGCAAAAGGAAGGAGCGUCUCACCAGCAUUAGAAUAGAAUAAACUUCUCUCAAAGCACAACAUGCAAGAUAUGAAGCAGAGGCAGCAUCAGCAAGACAAAGAAGAAUCUAAGAAGAAGGAGCGUCACAUUGUCUCUUGGACUCAAGAGGAGGAUGAUAUACUUAGAGAGCAGAUUAGCAUUCACGGAACAGACAAUUGGACAAUUAUUGCAUCUAAAUUCAAGGAUAAAACGACAAGACAGUGCAGGAGAAGGUGGUACACAUACUUGAAUUCUGAUUUCAAGAAAGGAGGGUGGUCACCAGAGGAAGAUAUGCUAUUAUGUGAGGCUCAAAAGAUUUUUGGCAACAGAUGGACAGAAAUAGCUAAGGUGGUUUCAGGCAGAACGGAUAAUGCUGUGAAAAACCGCUUCUCCACACUAUGUAAAAAGAGAGCGAAAUAUGAAGCCUUGACCAAAGAGAACAGCCCUUCAUUCAUCAAUUCAAAUAACAAAAGGAUAAUUUUUCAACAUAUUUACAGUACAGAUGCUACAUCAGAGGCUGCAGAAUCAAUUAAGAAGAUGAGUAGGGCCCACAUCCCUGAUGCUGCAGCAAGUAUCACUUAUGGAGACAGAUCACGUAAACUAUUUGGAACACCAGUUAGUCAGCAACCUAGAGUGCCAUUUGGUAUAUUAUCUAAUUUCAAUGAUAACAGCUUGCCAGACCAACGUCCUGUCUGCAAUGUCAAGUUCAGCAGUUAUGCCCAAAAUAACAAGACUCAAGGAACAUUCCUCAAAAAGGAUGAUCCAAAGAUAAGUGUGUUGAUGCAGCAAGCGGAAUUAUUAAGCUCACUUGCAGUGAAAGUUAACACAGAGAACAUGGACCAGAGUCUUGAGAAUGCAUGGAAGGUUCUGCAAGAUUUUCUGAACCGAACAAACAAAUCAGAUCUUUCAAGAUAUAAGAUCACAGAUUUACAGCUGGAAAAUCUUAAAAAUAUGGCUGAGGACAUAAAGAGUGGUCAUGAGGGGAGCCAACCAUAUCCAAGGCAACCAGAGCUACAUGAGGACUCUCCAAGCAGUUCCGAAUAUAGUACAGGAUCAACUAUCCUGCCCCGUUCAACUUGUGAUGAUUUGGAACAUUCACUGCAUCUAAAUGUUAGAACAGAAGGGAAGCCUACAGCAAGUGAAGAGAAAAAAGGAGUUAUUAGUUGUGGGAAACAAGUUUUUGCUGCUUCAACUGCAGAUCAAGCAGAUAUCUUGCCAUCUUGUGAGGAACAGAUAGUCGAUGAUUUCAUUGUUUCUGCCUUGUCAAGUGCAGAGUUCAGUUCCCCUAUUCAGGUUACUCCUCUGUUCAGAUCCUUGGCUGCAGGAAUUCCUAGCCCACAGUUUUCAGAAAGUGAAAGGAACUUUCUGAUGAAAACACUAGGAAUGGAAUCCCCAUCACAGAAACAAAGCGCAAAAGCCUCACAACCACCACCUUGCAAAAGAGCCCUAUUGCAGAGUCUAUAACCAAAUGUCAUAAUACAUAUAAAGUAUAAAAACUCCUAUGUAUGCCUUUCCCCUUUCUGAUUCCUUCCUUCCUACCUUUGGGAAUGAAGCAUGCUGAGUGCUAUAUUGCAUUGGCGAGAAUAGACUCCAAAGAUUGCAAGUGCAGCCAUAUUCAGAUCCAAAUUUUGCUAGGCAUCCCCCUCCAAGAAUGUGAUGGAACAUUCUUGUGAUCUUUAGACAUAUCUAACAGUGCCUUUUACCUCAUCCCUGACACUUGCACAAAAAAUCAGCAUGCUUAAUGUGUCAUUCUGUGGGUUGUCUUAGUUUGAUAUGGUGUUCUGCGUUUGUUUUUCUCUAAUCCAUCUUUUGAUCUUUAUUUCUAUUUUGUACAUAGGCUUUAGUAGUUCUGAGUGAUGUACACAUCGGCAUAUCGCCUCUCCUACUCUAUAUAUGAACAGAAACAGAGAUAGAAGAGAUAAAGAGGAAAAAAACUCCCCAAAUGUGAGAGGGUGAGAAAGAGUUUGAAGAAGAUUAACCAGUGAAAUAUUGGAUUUCUUUUUCGUUAUUUUGGGUGUGCAUAGGGUAUAGAAUAAUUUUAUUUUUCCCUUUUGGAGUCUGAUGUAAUGGAACUUCAUUUUUGGAGUGGAAAUGCAUAUUGGUUUUGGUGUGCAGAAA